This is a messenger RNA of Penaeus chinensis, 1003 nucleotides long. RefSeq lists its product as uncharacterized. Lineage: Eukaryota; Metazoa; Arthropoda; Malacostraca; Decapoda; Penaeidae. The record is from RefSeq and is a predicted model, not a curated record. The coding region runs from base 38 to 616 and encodes 192 amino acids. The transcript is spliced from 4 exons.
UGUCUCGAUUCCUUGUACUUCCUCAGCCCCGAACAAGAUGCGAAAGAGCCAGCUAGCCGUGUUGACCGGGCUUGUCCUCGUGGUCCAGCUGGGGUGCGACGCGAAGCCCCAGUCCGUCCAGGUCAACAACCAGGCCCUGUUCACCCUGGGGGCGGUGGCGCUCGCGGCCGGCCUGGGCUACCACUUCGGCCAGAAGAACACCAACAACCGCAGGCCGCAGAGCCAGUUCGGGAACCAAGCCUUUGUCCCAGGAUUCUUCCGUCGACGUCGUCAGGCAGAGCCAGAGAAUGAGUUGGAUCCCCUGGUAACGAAGCUCUUCAAGAUGGCUUUGGACAAGGAUUCGAACAACUGCAGUCUCCGGCUAACCUGCAAGAUCGGCACCAAGCCCCUGGCAUCACUCAGCGGUCACGCUAGGAACCUCUUCGGCGUUCUGAGCAAAGAAAACGAAAAGCCUGUCGCGAUCGCCAAGGACGAAUUCGAAGGCAUCGACGCUUACAAGGUGGCCCUUAACCUCGGUCGUGACGGCGGCGACUGCGACAAGCUCUUCCCUCGCUGCCUGUCGACCUCCGGCCAACUUAUGGACGUCUUCCAAAACCUCCAAGUCUCUCCCAACUAAAUAUUCAAAAACUUUUUCUUUCUUUUUCUUGAGAAAUUAGCUCUCCGAAAAGUCAUAUUUACCUUCCAAGGAUUUUUGCCUUCUGCAGAAAUUUCGUCUGCGAGUCCUACCUCAGUACCACGAAAUGAACUCCAGGGAACUGUGUGCUUGUUCAACUGGUCAGCCUUCCUAAAUUUAACCAAAGGGAUUUACAGCCUUGUGUUUCAACUACCCAAUACUUCAUAAAAAAUGUCGACCAGGUAUCGACAUUCGGUUGUAUAUAAAUUCUAGUUUCGAUUUCAUAGACUUUCGAGAUAUCUCAGGAGUGUCAUACGCUUUUCAACAUAGACUGAUGUUUAUUUAUAGUAAAUAUUGUAUAUUUAUCAAAUAAAGAAAUUUCUAUUAUCA